Messenger RNA from Dioscorea cayenensis subsp. rotundata (Guinea yam), 1793 nucleotides. Its product is annotated as probable mitochondrial adenine nucleotide transporter BTL3. Gene Ontology annotation, biological process: transmembrane transport. NCBI's taxonomy places the organism in Eukaryota, Viridiplantae, Streptophyta, Magnoliopsida, Dioscoreales, Dioscoreaceae. The transcript has 3 exons. The coding region runs from base 365 to 1576 and encodes 403 amino acids. The record is from RefSeq and is a predicted model, not a curated record.
GACAAAUCCAAACGCUUCUAUUUCACUAAUUUUCAACCAAACCUUGUGCAAUUUUUUAACAUAGAAGCAGACAGAUACCAGUGGCAUAUACAAAACCACAAGAAUUUGAACUGUCUUUACACCACCAAUGUCUGGAGAAGCAUCAGCCAAUUGGCUUCCAACCAAAUACCUUAUCUCCUUCUUGUCUUCCAAUCACCACAAAGUUCAUUCAUUCAAGUUCAUCAAUAUAUAUAUAUAUAUAUAUAUAUAUAUGAGCGCAUCACCAAAGAGAAAACACAAUCAAACAUCUCUGUCUUUCAUUUUCUUUCUAUUUUCUUGGCUUUAAUAAAGAAAAUCUCAAACUUGAAUCCUGUCACAGCACAACAUGCAUCAUUCUGAAUCUAUGUCCACAUUCCACAAGUACUUCCCCAGCCUAAGCCUGGACAAAGAUGAAGAUGUUCCCUUUCCAUCAGAAUCUCCUCAAGUUCUCUUCCAGCAGUCCUUCUCCAGUAAUCAUUUGGCUGCCAAGAUUCUUCAGCCAGAUGAUGAAUUCCCGAGUUUGGCAAGUUUAUCAUUGACUAAAGUGGCGAAAGUCCGAGCAUUCAGAAAUUUUCUCUCCAACUUGAACAAAACAAAGGCUUCUGGUGUGGGCAAAGGUGGACCUAAGCAUUCAUGGAGUGAUAUGCCGAAAUUCCUUCUUGCCGGUGCAGUUUCAACUGUUCUAUCCAGAACAUGUAUCGCGCCGUUGGAGAGAAUCAAGCUAGAGUGUAUUGUGCAAGGUUCUAAGCAUUCAUGGAUAGAGAUCAUCAAAUGUAUAUGGGUUUCAGAAGGUUUGAAAGGGUUUUGGAAGGGGAACAUGUUGAAUCUAUUUCGUAUGGUCCCAUUCAAAUCGAUCAACUUUAUAUGCUAUGACAUGUACCUGGAUUGUCUUCUGAGCAUGCCAGAAAAGAAGGAGAUUACAAACCAUGAUAGACUAAUUGGUGGUGGCAUCUCCGGUGUCACUGCUACCAUUUUCUGUCUCCCGCUCGAUACUAUUAGAACAAGACUGGCUGCUCCGGGUGGCGACGCAUUAGGAGGUGUGGCUGGCUGCUUCUAUCACAUGAUGCAUAAUGAAGGCUUCCUCUCUCUUUACAAAGGACUAACUCCAGCUCUGAUGAGCAUAGGACCAGCCAGUGCCGUCUUCUAUGCAGUUUAUGACAUCCUGAAGACUUCAUAUCUCUUGCAUGGUAAGCAGCGAGGCAGUGAGAAAGAUAUUGGUAUUGCAAGGACCUUGCUGUAUGGAGCCAUUGCCGGAGCUUGUGCUGAAACUUUAACAUACCCGCUGGAGGUUAUCAGAAGGCAACUCCAGCUUCAGCAGUCAAGAAGUCUAGGACUGGGUCCAGCCUUCAUCAAGAUGAUACAAAGAGAAGGUGUUAGCUCACUCUUCACUGGUCUCAUUCCUAGCACUCUUCAGGUUUGGUUUUUCCUCGAUGAAGUCUUCCUCUGCACAUUAUGUCUAGUAGUAAUGUUUGGUCUGCUAUGCUUGCAGGUGCUGCCUUCAGCCUCUUUGAGCUAUUUAUUCUAUGAGACGAUGAAGUCUGUAUUGAAAAUCAGUUGAUCAAUUGGUAACCUCCCACUAUAUCUAUGAAUUCAAAUUCAAUUUGGUUGGCAUAGAUAACUGUUUCUAUCCUUGUUCUGGAGCUCUAGCUCAUUAUAAUAGCAGAAGAUGAUGAUCAAAGUGUUGAUAUUUUCCAUAGUAAACCAUGAAAGACGGGAGAAACUGAUAGCAGCUGCACCGGAGAAUAAAGCAUUCAUCAGUGACAAGCAAUUCAACA